GUGUCAGUUUUGUGUUGUGCGUAGUUGUGGUUCAGUUUCUGAUGGCUUGAUUAAUUUGAUUAAUAUUUUAUUUUUCUAUUCCGAUUACAUAUUUUGGUUCGAGCUUGACCAGAAAUGGCUUUGCUACCACCUGACCCGGUAUAUACAAUAAGAAACGUCGACAACUCGCCAGUAUACUGUUUGGCAUUCAGCUUCUUACCGGGCGGGCUCGAGAGGUUACUAGCCGGCUCGAAAAAUGGAUAUGUUUAUGCAUACAACCUUCAGACGAACCGGGUCCAGCAAAAAAUCAAAGUUGGUCAAGCUCCCAUUCUCCAUCUAAUUCACACAAACAGCAAACUAAUCACCCAAGAAAAAGGUGGGAUAUACAAAAUUUUCGAUCUCACAAACAGUGGGUAUAAAGAACAACACACCAUAGAUAUUGAUUAUCCCGGAUUUUGUCGUUUUGACGCCAACACAAAACUCGAAACACUCUUUGUACCUGAUAAGGAAUCCAAGAUACACAUUUAUAAUUUUUCUGGUGAAAAAAUUAAUUGUUUAGCACCAGAAAGUGAUUCUCCUAAACUUGGUGAUCCGAUGUGUGUGAAAUUUAUUGAAUUUCCAAAUGACCGGCCCCUUUUAUUGGCCGGCUAUGAGGGUGGAUGGCUCUUGCUGUGGGAUCUCAACACUAGUCAGUGCAUCGGCAAAUUACAAACUAAAGAAUGUCCCAUGUCAGUGGAUUUCCACCUCGAGCAACAGAGAGGUAUGAUCGGCAACGCCUCUGACAUGAUACAAGUAUUUAGCAUAGGAAGAAAAGACUUAAGCUUGACCCAUAAAAUGGAUAUAAGUAUUAAAAAUCCGGGAAUAAAUAGAGUUUGUACUAGAAAUGACGGCAGAGUAUUUGCAUCUGGUGGCUGGGACGGUCACAUCCGUAUAUUCUCCUGGUUUUCAUUGAGGCAAUUGGUAGUACUUACUGAGCAUAGGCAAGCUGUCCAAGAUGUUGUGUAUUCGACUGAAAAAGUUUCAUACUGGAAUGCACACAUCAUGGCGGCCGGGGGCCUCGAUGGGGCUAUAACGCUCUGGGACUUAUACAACAAUAAAAAGUAAUAUUUUAUAGCUUCAAGUCCUGAAAGGCAUGACAUUAAAAUUUACAUUUAACCUCAUAGACAAAUAAAAUAUAUUUUAAAAAAUUCUUGUAAAAAAAAUGUAUGAAAAAUUUCUAAGGAAGAAAGAAUAUGAAGUAAUCAAAAAGGGCAUUUAAAGAAUAAUAUUUAGAAAUUAGUUGACAAAAUUUAAUUUUUGCAUUUAUUUAUUUUUUAUAUUGAAAACAGCCUUAAAACAACAUUUGCUGGAAAACAGAUAUCUUUCCAAUUCAUUUGUCACACGAAUAAUAAUUUUCUAUUAAUAAUUUCAAAUUGAGUUAUGCCAAGAUUGCCUUUACUUAAAUUGUUAAAUAUUUUAUUAAAUAUAAAAUUUAUUAAUUAAUUUGUUGAAACAAGAAUGCUGCAACUAGCAAACAAAUUGGAUCUGUUAUACAAACACAGUAACAUAAUUAUGGAAUGUGGUCAAGCUAUUAGACAUUAAGAGAAUUCGUUAAAUGAUAUAGCGACUAUUCUGUAAACAAUUUAUAGCAAUGUUUUUAAAGACAUUAAAAACCUGUGAAUUUUU
Messenger RNA from Melitaea cinxia (Glanville fritillary), 1644 nucleotides. RefSeq names its product guanine nucleotide-binding protein subunit beta-like protein 1. The record is from RefSeq and is a predicted model, not a curated record. NCBI's taxonomy places the organism in Eukaryota, Metazoa, Arthropoda, Insecta, Lepidoptera, Nymphalidae. The coding region runs from base 115 to 1083 and encodes 322 amino acids. Gene Ontology annotation, molecular function: protein binding. The transcript has 2 exons.